Symbiodinium sp. CCMP2592 is the source of this 1767-nucleotide messenger RNA. The record is from the annotation of a GenBank genome assembly. Lineage: Eukaryota; Dinophyceae; Suessiales; Symbiodiniaceae.
AUGGCUAGUGUGGAGGAUGAGGAGGAUCGGCUGAGCCCGCGACCCUCUCCUUUAGGGCUGGAUGUGGUGCGGUCUGCAGGUCUCUACCUCAAUGCCGACUCUCUUCUGCCGGUGGCUUUGCAUGGGCACGCCAACCCUAGCCAGAAUACGUCCGGUGGCUGCCCGGGCAUUUUGGGACAUAGUGACUUUCUAUCAUUCCUGGAGCCCUUGGUCGGAGUGCCCAUGCACAUGCUACAGGUGACCGACACUUUGGGCAGGGAGAUAGUUGUGGACGACCUGCGUCAGUACACGCACGCCGUGUUGCUUCCCCGCGUGGCGCCCUCGACCCGGGCGAACAUCUACUGGAUCCAGGAUAAGCUCCGACGUGGGGAACUCUCUCUUGUCUGCUUUGCCCAGGAACAGGGUUGGACCCUUGAUGGCAGUACAGGCUGGGCACCGCAUGCGAACGCACUAGUGUGGUCCAUUUCACAUGCGGGGCUUGCCUUCCCGGCCCUUCUACGGCACUGCCUGCGCAGUCCGCGGAGGGCCCAGCUCCUUCGACCGCUGCUGCGGACAUGGACGGCGGGUGUGCAGGCUCCGCCGGCCGCUAUAGGAUCUGCCUCCUAUGUGGUUGCCUGUAUUACGGCAGAGCUGAAAGAGCUGCUACGAGGGAUCCUGGAGGACAUCAAUGCGACAGCCCCUCGCUGGCUGGUUGACGCGAUGUGGUACGGGACGGCCCCUUGGUCGCCGCCGCCGCUCUGCACUAUUCUGGCUACACACAUGUUGUGGCGCGGCCACUAUCAGUAUGUGGGAUGGCUGCUGUCCCUGGGCGCUGAUGCCUGCGUCCUCCGACAUCGCGCCUCCUUGCGGCAGCCAGCCUCGGGGCCGACCCGGCGGUUUUGCCCAGGCAUGCGGCUGCUCACAUGGGGGUGUGCGGGUGGGGCUCGACUGGCCCGAUCAACGUUUACCGGCCGGAUGGGAGCCGUUUUCUCCGUUGACGAGCCGGUUCUUCAUCGGGAUUUGCAGCCAUUCCCCGCAGUGGGGGUUCAGUGUCUGCCCCACGGCGAUGGCUUCACGAAUGAGCCAAAUGGUAUCAUUGUUAGCGGCAACUACCAGCUAGUCAUCUGCAACCCCAUGGAGAACGCCUCUGUUCUUGAACGGCAGGCCCAUCUCCGCGACUCGCUGCUCUACGACGAUCCGGCCUCGCUGGAACGGGCCCCUCAAGCGGCGGGUGGCUUCACCACCUGCUGGGUUUGGGGGUCUACUCUCUUCCCGGUGGUAUGGGCGCUGGACCAGCCUGGCGUCGUCCUAACGCGUAUCUUGGAAGUUGCGCCUCUGAGGCAACUACCUAGUGGGUGGCUACGCUCGGGGAUCGAAGAGGCAGCGCAGCGGGGUGAUACGCUACAGGUUGCCACCCUGGUACGACAUCUCCGAGCGCACCCCCCCCUUGACGUGGAGGCGGACGACGCUGUGCCGGACCCGGGGCACCUCUCGCUCAUUCCUGCGGUGAAAGCCGGCAGCGCUGCUGCAGUGUAUGAGAUACUGGCGGCGGGCUACCCCACAGAAGGACCCCUACUGACACGCGCUCUGCUGGCUGCAGUUGAGUCCACUGCCCCGCUUGAGACUUUGCGCCUCCUGCUGAUUGCUAGAGCAGACCCGGGUUUCACCCGUCGAGGAGACGAGGGGGACGCCACACCCUUUGGGCUUGCAAUUUUUAAUCGCAUGUGGGACACCGUCCGCCUUCUCCUAUGCAAUUCGAUUGCGCACAAGCCCGUCACUAUGUUUUGA